Molecule: messenger RNA, 2403 nt
Organism: Sesamum indicum (sesame)
Lineage: Eukaryota; Viridiplantae; Streptophyta; Magnoliopsida; Lamiales; Pedaliaceae
Product: C3HC zinc finger-like protein
Cellular component (GO): nucleus
Molecular function (GO): zinc ion binding
Source: RefSeq, a predicted model, not a curated record
ACAAAGUUUUAUAGUAUUUGGGCCUUUUAGUUAAUAGUUCACCCACUAGUUAGAGGAACUGCUUUCCCUCCGUCGGCUGCAGCAGCAGCACUCACCGAUUGUGGGGCGGGACAGCGAGGAAGAGGGAUGGCAGAAGAAUCUGAAAAGCGGUUUGAAGCAAUAAUGAGGAAGCUCCUUCAUACUCCGCCUAAAUCCAAGACGAACGCUAACAACAGCAGUAUGCAUGGUGUUCACACAUUAAGUGGUCGAAAGCGCCCGCAUUCAUCUUCAGCGCGGACGAAAUUAGCAGGCAAUGUAGACUCAGGGACCUUAUUGUCGGUUUCCGUAACAUCAACUCUAGCGCCAGCCUGCAGGCCUUGGGACCGUGAUGAUUUGUUUCGGAGGUUGUCCACUUUCAAGUCCAUGACCUGGUUUGCUAAGCCACAGGUGGUGAGUCCUUUGGAAUGUGCUAGGAGGGGUUGGCUUAAUGUAGACAUGGACACAAUUGCUUGUGUGUCAUGUGAUACACGCCUCCUCUUUUCUACUCCAUCAGCUUGGACGCAGCAACAAGUUGAGAAAGCAGCUAUGGUAUUCAGCUUGAAGCUGGAUAGUGGGCAUAAAUCACUAUGCCCUUGGAUUAAUAAUGCAUGCACGGAAGAUAUUGCUAAGUUUCCAAUUGUAUCACGGGCUGAUUUGAUUGAAGAUUACAAGAAACGCCUUUUCUCUCUGUCACAGCUAAUAGCUCUUCCAGUUAUUUUACCUGUGGCCAUUGAUAACAUUAUGAGCUCUCAGCUGGAGCAAUUUCUUAGAGAAUCUUCAAGUUCAGGAUACAAGUCACCUCUUGAAAAGUCUAGGACAGAGCUAUCAGGAGAUGUACCCAAGUCAGUUUCUUCCAUCUCUUAUUAUCAGGCGCAGAAGCUCAUAAGUUUAUUUGGCUGGGAACCUCAUGUGUUACCUUAUAAAGUUGACCUCGAGGACGGAGAAAAUCAGUCUGUUAAAGAUGCCAAUGUAAUGGUUACAACCGGACAAAAGCGCAAAGUUAGCAUCUAUCAUUUGUCUACUGGUGAGGACAUGAAGGCUUCUGCUGAACUGCAGUUUGAUCCUAGUUCUGUUGUUCUAGACUGCAAUCUGUGUGGGGCUAGUGUUGGAUUAUGGGCUUUCUCUACUAUCCCACGCCCUCUGGAGUAUUUAAGAUUUGUUGGACUUACGGAAGUAAAUGGUAGAAAUAUCUCUACAGAUUAUGAGGUCUGUUCACAAGAAGGUUCUUCAGGCAAUCAGAUACAUACUGGAAAUCGGGAAGGUAUCACAAAUACUGUUACCACUGCUUCAACAUCAUUAGGUUUCACCAUUGCAGGUGGUCCUCCACCGGCAAUGCUGAAUUACGGUGCAACCAUAUCCUUACCCAUCAUUGGCCAUAAUUUGAGAGCACGAUUUUCAAUGGAAACUGAAACAAAUGAUCAGUUGGCUGUCCAGAAGCUGCCACAAGUGGAGGAGGAUCAACAAAUGUCACUAGAAAGUGAAAAUGCCACUGCAGAAGGAACUGUUGCAACACGUGGGAUAGACUUCAUUGCCAAAAACCCAGUGGAAGUCCCUCAAACUGUUCCAGAAGGUUCUAUCUCGAAUGUUAACUUGAUUGAAAAUCUGAGAACAAUUAAUUCAGCAGUUGCAGAUCAACAUAGGUUUGAUGCUGAGAAUAAUGUUCUAAGUAGGAAGGAUGGAGGGAAUGAGUCUAACAGAAAAGAGAUGGAUGAGCCUAGAAAUUGUGAACAGGGCAGCAGGUAUCCAAGUAACCAUCCAGACAGUCCUGGAAUAGGGCCAUUUGUGAAGCAUACACCUUUGCCCUUUAGCCUAAGAGAGGAUAAAAAACUACCUUCUUUAACCAAAUCAAAGGAAUUUGAUCCCAUCAAGCAGCACAGAUUCUUUUGCCCCUGGAUUAUGUCGACGGGCAAAUUUGUUUCUGGAUGGAAGCAGACACUAUCUGCUUUAGAAGGGAACAAGGAGCUCAACAAUGUACCUGAAUCUGACUUGAUUGAGGUGGAUGAUCCAGUUGCCUCUGUGAAAAAACUUUUCACCUCUCCGAAUGAUAAGAGAACCAAAGUUGCUGGUGGAAACUAGAGUAUGAGAUGCUACUCUGUCUGUCUUGAAGCAUGCCGGACUCACAGUCUGAUCUGAGCUAAGGACCAAGUAAUGUCAAUGUGAUUGUGAGUUUCAAAACCCUGCAGCUCCCCAAACUGUUAGUUGGUGUUUUACUGAAGCUUCACAAUCUCCUUUCCUAUAGAUAGGCAGUAGAAGACUUUAGCAUAGAGGACAGCGAGAAAUCUCUAUUUGAUAGGGGGAGCAGCGAAAAAUCUGAUCUGUACAUGAUAUUUUUGCCUCAUACAAUUUUUUCAAUUAUAUCGAAUAGCAAAAUUGCCUUCCUCAUCA